AUGGGGCCGCCGGGGAAGCAGCGCGGAGUCGGGGUGGCGGGGGACCUGGCGGCACUGGCGGAGCUGGACGAGGCGUCGCUGCUGGGCGCGCUGCGGGACCGCUUCCUGCGGCAGCAGAUCUACACCGACGUGGGGGACAUCCUCAUCGCUGUGAACCCCUUCCAGCCCCUGCAGCUCUACGGGAGAGAGGUCUCCGAGCAGUACCGGUGCCAUGAGAAGGGCACGCUGCCUCCGCACAUCUUCGCCGUGGCCGACCGUGCUUACCAAGCCAUGCUGGGUCGCCGCGGCGCCCGGCCGCAGAGCCAGUGCAUCGUCAUCAGCGGAGAGAGCGGUGCAGGGAAAACAGAGAGUACGAAGCUACUGUUGCAGCACAUAAUGAACCUGUGCAAAGGCAACUCGCAGCUGGAGCAGCAGAUCCUUCAGGUAAACCCAUUGCUUGAAGCUUUUGGCAAUGCCCAGACUGUGAUGAAUGACAACAGCAGCCGCUUUGGAAAAUACAUACAGCUGCGUUUCCAGAACAAUACAGUGCGAGGUGCCAAGCUGAGUGAGUAUCUGCUGGAGAAGUCACGAGUGGUGCAACAAGAUACUGGCGAGAGGAAUUUUCAUAUCUUCUACUACAUGUUUGCUGGACUGUCUUCAGAGCAAAAGGAGAUGUAUGGAUUAUUGGAUCCUUCACUCUAUAGGUACAUAAGCAAAUGGUUUGGUACGGAGGAUGUAUCUCAGCACUGGAAGCAGAAAUACCAGGAGGUGUGCAAUGCCCUUGACAUGGUGGGCUUCCAAGAGCAGGAACAAGUGGAUAUGCAGGCAAUCCUGGCUGGUGUGUUGUCACUGGGCAAUGUGACCUUCGUGCCUCAGGAGAGCAGUGGGUCUCUAAAAGUGAGUGAAAGCUCACAGGGGUGGCUGAAGGCUGCAGCGGGUCAGUUUGGAGUGCAGGAGGAUGAAUUGUUGAAAUGCCUCGUUUGCACAAUGUCAGUGACCCGGGGAGAGCAGAUACAGCGUUUUCACACCCAGCAGCAGGCAGAAGAUGCUCGGGACUCCAUUGCCAAGGUGGCAUAUGGCCGAGUAUUUGGCUGGAUUGUUUGCAAGAUCAAUGAACUGCUGGCUGAGAAUGUGGAUCCUGAAGUAGAGCUGAGGGAGAUAGGUAUCUUGGAUAUUUUUGGGUUUGAAAACUUUGCAGUGAAUCGUUUUGAACAGCUCUGCAUAAAUUUGGCCAAUGAGCAGCUUCAGCACUUCUUCAACCAUCACAUUUUCCAGAUGGAGCAGGAUGCCUAUAGGGCAGAAGAGCUGCCCUGGGAAACCAUCACCUUCAGCAACAAUGAACCUGUUCUGAAUCUGCUCCUGGCCAAGCCACUUGGGCUGCUGUCUCUUCUGGAUGAACAGAGUGCAUUCCCUCAGGCAACUGAUAAGACUUUUGUGGAUAAACUAAACAGCAGUUUUAAAGGGAAUAUAUACUUCCAGCCAGGCCGAGGACGUGUUUUGGGCUUCAGCAUCAUUCACUAUGCUGGGAAGGUACAAUACACUGCUGGUGGCUUUCUAGAGAAGAACAGAGACACGUUGCCAGCCAAUGUCCGUGGGCUCUUCAUCAACAGCAUCACCCCCUUGCUCAGCCUGCUGUUCACUGCCACUAUCUCCAGAACAGGGACACUGAUGCCUCAUAUGAAAACCAAGAUUGUACCAGGAGCAGACAAGUUCAACAGCACACGAAAGCAGUCUGCUGGAGCUCAGUUCCGGCAUUCCCUGAUGGUGCUCAUGGAGAGGAUGUAUUCUGCCAACCCACAUUUCGUGCGCUGUAUAAAGCCUAACAGCCAGAAGCAGCCAGGUGUUGUGGACAGCCAGAUGUUGCUGCAGCAGCUCCGAUACAAUGGACUGCUGGAGACUAUCCGGAUCCGAAGAGAUGGUUUCUCUUGGAGACCAUUGUUUGAGGAAUUUGCUGAAAGAUAUGGAAUUCUUCUAAUUAAACCAGAUGUUUCCUUGACAAAAGGAAGCUGCUUGGAGAUACUGCAAAGUACAGACCUGACGGGCUGGAUAUGCGGAAAGUCACGACUUUUCUUUAAAUACUGGCACCAGGAUCAGCUGGCAAAAUAUGUGGAGCAACUGGAAAGAGCAGCAGUUGUUAUACAGAAAGUUUUCAGGAGAUUCCGAUGCAGGAGAACCUAUCUGAAUCUGGUGGCUGAGCUGAGAGCUCAGGCACAGCGGCAAGAGGAGGAGGCAGAAAGAGAAAGAUGUCAACAACUGGCAAUGGAAGCAGAGGCCCAGAAACGAAUCUCCCUCCCAGUCCCUGUGCCACGGAAGAGACGCCCGCUGCCUUGUCCCCGUCCUCAGACUGCACCUGAUAUGCUGUCGCAGCCACCUGUGCCACGGCCACGCAGCAAGCUAACAGAGUUCACUCCUUUUGAUAACUUCCUGCACCUUUCGGGGCCUUGCCCUGUUAUGGGGGCAGAGGAACAGACAGGAGAAGAGGCAAAAAUGAAACAACUCAAGAGAGGAGCAACUCUCCGCUGGUUCAGAGAGACACAAGCCCAGAAAGUCGUGCAGGAUGAUGGGGCUUUUCCAAGCUGGCUGCAUGGGAUGAUCAGCCGAAGGGAAGCUGAAAACUUGCUGAUUGACAAGCCUUUGGGUUGCUUCCUUGUUCGGAUCAGCCAGAGCCGACCAGGCUACACCCUGACCUACAGAGGUGAAGGCCGCUGCAGGCACUACAUGAUAGAGAUGCAGCCCAAUGCACGCUAUGUGAUCCUGGGGGAAGACCGGGCCCAUGCCUCACUCACUGAACUGGUGCGGUAUCACCAGACUGUGGGCAUCCAGCCCUUCAUGGAGAUACUGACUGUUCCCUGUGGGCAGAAAAGCAGUGAGAGUCUGGAUUAUGAAGCCCUGGAGUGCCUCACACUGACACACUCCUCGAGCACACAGGAGAGCCUUCCCAAGGAGCAGCCCUGUCCUCCAGGACCUCCCACUGGCAAGUCCACUCUGCAGGCAGAAGCAGAUACGAUUCUCAGACCACUAUGGUUCAGGAGGACCAAAAAUUACCAAGAGCAACAGAGCCUGGACAAAGGCAGAAAAAAGCAAAAGUCAACCAAGGAGGGAGACAACCAGCGGGCUUUUCCUCGCCUUCAUUCUUCCAUACACACGGCAAUGCAAGAAAUCCAGAAAUCCUCUUCUGCUUCCUUGAAUGGCUCCUGUACAGAGCUGCAGUAAAGCCCUCCACGUUGAGGAUGUACAGCCUAUGGGACAAGGUCAGAGUGGCUCAGCCACAUCCUCUUCCAGUGUUGCUGAGCCUUGCACAGCUGGGUGAUUAUAUGCAGACAUACAGCAGCCUUUUUUACUGCACGUUUUUUGCUGCACUCUGCUGGGACUUUGCCUUUGGACAGGACUCCUGCAGAAGUGAAUGUUCUUCAACACUUGGAUGGUCUCAGCGGCUGAGACUGCAGUACAUGGACCAUCCAGGCAAAGGGGAUAAGAUGGGAACAGUCACACUCUGCACAGAUUCACAGUGCCUCACGGCCUGUGCAUCAUUACUUUAACAGACCCCCUCACCUGUUAACAGUCACAAACUGGAUAUUGCAAUAAUGUGUUCACUCACAGCUACCUCUACUGAUUUCCUAUCUGUUUCUGUUCAUGUUUUUUCUGUUUUCUGUUUUCUUUUAUGGUUCUAUGUAUCUGCUGCCCUGGGUGCUAAGGGAAGCUGGGCUUGAGUGGUAAGGAAUGAAAGUUCUGCGUCCAUUUUGUUGAAUGCAGCAGUAUUUGAACAUGAACUGACACGAGACCAGAUCUGUGUGCACAUGGAAUUUCCUGCCCACUGUCAUCCUGGCUUGCUGCCUCCCACCCCUCCACCAGAGCACAAGUGAGCUCUUCUUCUGCAAGCAUGGGAAGCAUUACGAGUUUGGGCUGCAGAAUAUGCUUCUUUACACUGAGGGGAAAGAGCUUGGGAAGUUGUAGAGCAGUGCUUCUUGUUAUGUGUUUUCUAUCUUUAAAAAAAAAUCUCUUAAUGUUCUUACAAAAA
This is a messenger RNA of Centrocercus urophasianus (Greater sage-grouse), 3997 nucleotides long. RefSeq names its product myosin-IIIb-like. Gene Ontology annotation, molecular function: cytoskeletal motor activity; protein binding; ATP binding. Bases 1 to 3192 code for a protein of 1063 amino acids. The transcript has 30 exons. The record is from RefSeq and is a predicted model, not a curated record. NCBI's taxonomy places the organism in Eukaryota, Metazoa, Chordata, Aves, Galliformes, Phasianidae. Gene Ontology annotation, cellular component: myosin complex.